Penaeus vannamei (Pacific white shrimp) is the source of this 526-nucleotide messenger RNA. Its product is annotated as general transcription factor II-I repeat domain-containing protein 2-like. The record is from RefSeq and is a predicted model, not a curated record. NCBI's taxonomy places the organism in Eukaryota, Metazoa, Arthropoda, Malacostraca, Decapoda, Penaeidae.
GAAGACGAAAGAAUUUUAUUAGUUUUUUUUAUUAGCUCUGGAUGAGAGCACAGACGUGCAGGACACCGCGCAGCUGCUCAUUUUUAUUCGUGGAAUUAGUGCAAACUUUGAGAUGUGCGAGGAGCUGGCAGCCCUCCAAAGUCUGAAAGGGACUACGAUGGGGGAGGAUAUUUUCGGCAAAGUGUACCAAACCAUGGAAGAGUUGGACCUGGACUGGUCAAAGCUGGCCAGCAUCACAACUGACGGGGCUCCUAGUAUGGUGGGCAUGUCUCGGGGUCUAAUAGGAAGCAUGAACCGGGAGAUGGAAGAACGGGGUCUCAUCGCCCCGCUACAAGUCCACUGCCUAAUUCACCAGCAAGCACUGUGCUGCAAAGUGUUGACGUGGGAUUCUGUCAUGAAGGUUGUGGUGUCAUGCAUAAACUUCAUCAGAGCAAAGGGACUUAAACACAGGAGUUCCAAGAAUUCCUGUCUGAACCGGAAUCUGCGCACAGAGAUGUGCUGUACUACACAGAGGUCCGAUGGUUGA